AGCGCUUCAUCGCCGCAUCGCUCCUGCAGAUCUCAUAGCAGUGGUGAACAGGCAGGGAGCAGCGCGUUGGGAGGACGUAUGUCGAUUCGCCAAGGUGCCUGGAAGAUUGGAAGAAACGCUGCAAGGGACAGUUUUUAGAUAUUGCGAGGCCUGCCAAUUAGGUCUCCGUUCAGGGUCAAUUUCAUCGUUGUUUUCAUUCACUGUGAAAUAGAGCCUAUUAUUUAUCCUACAAGAUGGGCAAUCGGGGAAUGGAGGACUUGAUUCCUCUGGUAAACAGAAUGCAGGAUGCUUUCUCUGCCAUCGGACAAAAUGCCAACCUGGACCUUCCUCAGAUCGCGGUGGUCGGUGGCCAGAGUGCUGGAAAAAGCUCGGUAUUAGAGAACUUCGUUGGGAAGGACUUUCUGCCUCGUGGCUCUGGUAUUGUCACUCGGCGCCCCCUAGUGCUGCAGCUGAUCAACUGCCCUACUGAAUAUGCUGAGUUUUUGCAUUGCAAGGGGAAGAAGUUUACUGAUUUUGAUGAGGUUCGUCAGGAGAUUGAGGCAGAGACAGAUCGCAUCACCGGCCAAAACAAAGGCAUUUCACCUGUCCCUAUCAAUCUGCGCGUCUAUUCACCUCAUGUCCUGAAUCUCACCCUCGUGGACUUGCCUGGUAUGACCAAAGUGCCUGUAGGUGACCAGCCGGCUGACAUUGAGUUCCAAAUCAGGGAUAUGCUAAUGCAGUUUGUGACUAAGGAGAACUGCUUGUUGCUGGCUGUGUCUCCAGCAAACUCUGACCUGGCCAACUCAGAUGCCCUCAAGAUUGCCAAGGAGGUGGACCCUCAGGGUAUGAGAACUAUAGGUGUAAUCACUAAAUUGGAUCUAAUGGAUGAAGGAACUGAUGCACGUGAAAUCCUGGAGAACAAGCUUCUUCCUUUACGCAGAGGUUACAUUGGGGUUGUGAACCGCAGUCAAAAGGACAUUGAUGGCAAGAAGGACAUUACUGCUGCCAUGGCAGCAGAGAGGAAGUUCUUCCUCACCCACCCAGCCUAUCGACAUUUGGCCGAUCGUAUGGGGACUCCUUACCUGCAGAAAGUGCUUAAUCAGCAAUUAACUAAUCACAUCCGGGACACCCUGCCAGGACUGAGGAAUAAACUUCAGAGCCAAUUACUGUCCAUUGAGAAAGAGGUGGAGGAGUACAAGCAAUUCCGCCCCGAUGAUCCUUCUCGCAAAACCAAGGCUCUGCUACAGAUGGUGCAGCAGUUUGCAGUGGAUUUUGAGAAGUGCAUUGAGGGUUCAGGAGAUCAGGUGGACACAGUGGAGCUUUCCGGAGGUGCAAGGAUCAAUCGCAUCUUCCAUGAGCGCUUCCCCUUUGAGCUGGUUAAGAUGGAGUUUGAUGAGAAAGAGCUGCGUAAGGAGAUAAGUUACGCCAUCAAGAACAUCCACGGUAUCAGGACCGGUCUGUUUACCCCAGACAUGGCCUUUGAGACUAUUGUUAAACGGCAGAUUGCAAAGAUCAAAGAGCCAUGCCAGAAAUGUGUGGACCUGGUCAUCACUGAGCUGGUCAAUACGGUUAGGCAAUGCACCAAGAAGCUGGCUCAGUACCCCAUGCUUAGAGAGGAAAUGGAGAAAAUUGUCACCCAACACAUCCGUGAUCGGGAGAGCCGCACCAAAAAUCAGGUCAUGUUGCUAAUUGACAUUGAGUUAGCAUACAUGAACACCAAUCAUGAGGAUUUCAUCGGUUUUGCAAACGCCCAGCAGAGAAGCAGUCAGAUGAAUAAGAAGAAGACUGCUGGCAAUCAGGAUGAGAUAAUGGUGAUCAGAAAGGGUUGGCUAACCAUCAAUAAUAUUGGCAUCAUGAAAGGAGGAGCGAAGGAAUAUUGGUUUGUCCUGACCGCUGAGAAUCUUUCCUGGUACAAAGAUGAUGAGGUGAGUCCCCUCUGUUCCUCUGUCUGA
Messenger RNA from Megalobrama amblycephala (Wuchang bream), 1931 nucleotides. Its product is annotated as dynamin-1. Gene Ontology annotation, molecular function: GTPase activity; microtubule binding; GTP binding. The record is from RefSeq and is a predicted model, not a curated record. NCBI's taxonomy places the organism in Eukaryota, Metazoa, Chordata, Actinopteri, Cypriniformes, Xenocyprididae. Bases 234 to 1931 code for a protein of 565 amino acids. Gene Ontology annotation, cellular component: cytoplasm; microtubule; membrane. The transcript has 15 exons.